This is a messenger RNA of Vespa mandarinia (Asian giant hornet), 783 nucleotides long. RefSeq lists its product as uncharacterized. The record is from RefSeq and is a predicted model, not a curated record. NCBI's taxonomy places the organism in Eukaryota, Metazoa, Arthropoda, Insecta, Hymenoptera, Vespidae.
CGACAGGUUGCCUACCCUGCGCCAAUGACGUCAUCACUGUUUUGCGUCAACGAGUUGUGAUCAUAUGUGUUUUAAGAAAUCACUAGUACUACGCAAGCACCUAGAAGAGAGGGCGCUUAAGACGCCAUGUUAUAGACGGAGACUAUAAUCGGAGGUGUUACACGCUAAUACUAUUUUGAGGUUAUAAUUCUUUACGCUUUAGUAAUUCUUUUUUAGAUUUAAUUAUUUUAUGAAAUCAUGCGCUGGUAAACGAUUAAAAAUGUUUGGGCACGAAUUAAGUGACGAAAGUUCUUCUUCUCUACAGAAAAUCUCAAAGAAUAUUGAAUUCUACAUAACUGAUUUUCCAACACUUAUUAAUAUUUCUUAUUACGUCAAUAAAAUCGUAUUAAUGAGAGAUGUCAAAGAUGACACGGAAAUGGUACUAAUCAGUGCACCAAGAAGUUUUAAUCAGAGCAACAAGUCUACGAAUAUGUGUAUGCUACGAAAAGUUGUUGAAAGAAAAAUGAACAGUAAUGGGGAACGUAUCGAACCAGAAAAAGGAUGAAGAAGAUUAUUCGAUGGAAUAACAGCCAAUAUCAAGGAAUUUCAACAUAUACAAAGGCAAACAUAUUUGUUCCAAUUACUAAUGCACUGUACAACAAAAUUCCUUUCUAAUGAUGAUGCAGAGCAUAUUGUAAACAUUAUUGGUGUUCCAAGUUCAGAUUUAUUAGAAAGUAAUUUGUAUGUAAGGAGAGUAUUACUGAAUAACUGCCAUUAUAUUGAAGGAGUUCUAUUAUCUAACAA